This is a messenger RNA of Prosopis cineraria, 1304 nucleotides long. RefSeq names its product putative pectate lyase 17. NCBI's taxonomy places the organism in Eukaryota, Viridiplantae, Streptophyta, Magnoliopsida, Fabales, Fabaceae. Gene Ontology annotation, molecular function: pectate lyase activity. The coding region runs from base 20 to 1036 and encodes 338 amino acids. The record is from RefSeq and is a predicted model, not a curated record. The transcript is spliced from 4 exons.
UGAUGCGAAGCAAGCAAAGAUGAGUGGGUUAAGAAUGAAUGUGAUUGAUCAGUGUUGGAGAUUGAACCCAGAAUGGAGGAGACAUAGGAUACAGCUUGCCAUGUGCUCUGUGGGCUAUGCAGGCAAGAUGACAAAUAACAUUGGGAAGGACGUGAUCCACUAUAAAGUCACGGAUCCAAAUGAUGACCCCGUUAACCCAAAACCCGGAACAUUGAGAUACGGAGCCUCUGUGAUCCAAGGCAAGGUUUGGAUCACCUUCCAAAGAGACAUGCACAUCAAGCUUGCUAGACCCCUUCUUAUCAGCAGCUUCACUGCUAUUGAUGGCCGAGGCGUUGAGGUCCACAUUGCUCACAACGCAUGCUUCAUGAUCUACAAGGCAACCAACAUUAUCAUCCAUGGGCUUAGGAUCCAUCACUGCAAGCCUCAAGGUCCAGGGAUGGUGAUGGGUGGUGAAGGGAAGGUGAUAUCUCUGGGUCAUGUAGAUGGAGACGCAGUCAGAUUGGUUUCCGCUUCAAAGAUUUGGAUUGAUCACAACACUCUCUACAGAUGCUCAGACGGCCUUCUGGAUGUCACGAGAGGUUCCACUGACGUGACGGUGUCCAAUAAUUGGUUCAGAGAUCAGGACAAGGUCAUGCUCCUUGGGCACGAUGAUGGUUAUAUCAGAGACCAGAAUAUGAAGGUCACUGUAGUCUACAACCAUUUUGGACCUAAUUGCAACCAACGCAUGCCCAGGAUACGACAUGGGUAUGCUCAUGUAGCCAACAAUCUGUACCAAGGAUGGCUACAAUACGCCAUUGGUGGCAGCAUGGAGCCCAGCCUCAAAAGUGAAGCUAAUCUCUUCAUAGCACCAACCUCAGGAAGUAAAGAGGUGACGUGGAGGAAAAGUAGUAAUGGGAAUGACAAAGCAUUGGAAUUUCAUUCCGUGAGGGACGUCUUUGAGAACGGAGCUUCCUUCACUGUAACAAAAGGUGGACAAGUGCCAAAGCCUAAUUAUAACGCCAACAAAGAUUCAAAGUUGCAGAUGCUUCAUGUGUAAGGCCACUGACUAUCUCAGCUGGCGCAUUACGAUGCAGUAAAACCUCAAGGUGCUGACUUCAGUUACAAUGCGGGGAUUUCAAAUCUGAAGCAAGAUUAUUCUCUCAAUUCGAUUUGAUGACUUGAUUGAUGAACCUGUGUAUAUAUUAGCGGGCAUUGUACCUUAAGAAGAAUGUUGACAUCAUUUUAAUGUUGCUGCUGAUUACUCCAUGUAUUUAUUUGUUCCAUUUGGGACCCAUAAUAUCUGGAAGUGAUGAUGAGUUAUUUCA